AUGGAUACGCAGGAUGGAGCAUCCCCGUCAGGUCCACGCGAGAAAAAAUCCGCAGAGACCGUCCCCGACACCGAGAAAGGAGAAUCGGAGACAAAUCAGCCUCAAGGAGUUGAGUAUGUUGCAUUUCCGGAAAUACAAGGGAAAGAGCCGAAAGAGCCAAAAGAGCCAAAAGAACCAAGAGACGCCAUCGCAUCCUACGGAGAAGAUGGCACAACUGCUAGCUCGAGUAACUACGGCAUCCUCAUGCAAAUUACAAAGUAUCUAGGACUAGGUUCGUCUGGAUUCUUUACUCUGGAUCUGAAAUCGACGUCUGAACCGUACAAGGUCGAAGCGCGCGCACAAGAACUCAUGAACCUGGGCCAAGAGUCUGAUGGCAUUGCCUUCGAAAUCGAAUACGAGGACGACUCAAAUCCAAUACAAGAGCUUUGGCAAAAGCAAUGGAAUCUGGAUUUCCUCCAUGACCGGUGGCCUCGGUACACUUUUCCAGGCGACGGUCACCUUUCGGUCACUUGCCAACACUACAUCUCGAACGGUACCGUUUUCGUUCGCAGAUUGUACUCAGCAACCAAGGUCUCAGCCGGAAGGAUCCCAGGGUUCUCUGACUUAAAGUUUCGACCCGAGGACUAUCGAAUACGCGAACUGAACUUUCGAGACCGUCAAGACUGUCCAGACCAACCCAAUGACUACUCAACCCGCUAUGUGGAUAAGCUUGGUCCAAACCGUUGUAGUGUAAUCAUGACAAACAACAAGUUUGACCCCCAUGUCUGUUUGGUCUUUGCUCUUUCUGUGGAUGGUGAAGUACGAGAGUUCGAAGAAUCCGAGGACCCCUGGGGCAAGCACUAUCGAAUGAAGCACAAACCCGAAGAAAAGUUCUUGAUAACCCCAUCACACCAUGUGGAGAUAGUAGAGGCAUACAGAUUGCAACCAGUACCAAAUGAACCCAACUGGGAGGAACGUGUUAGAAUCCCUGAGGAAGAUUUCCUUGGUUGGCAGAAGAAAGAGACACUUCUCUUGCCAACGCCAAAAGAUCAGCUCGACUUUAUCAUACGAAGGAAUCUGGAACACAUUCUCUCUGUCUGCAGUAUCCCUGUGCCAUCGAUGCAAGCGCAGGACAAAGACACCAUCCCUAUCGCUCUCACGUGCGGAGACCUUUCAGGCCAUCGGCUUGUCACAUCAGCCAGCUAG
Molecule: messenger RNA, 1185 nt
Organism: Capronia epimyces CBS 606.96
Lineage: Eukaryota; Fungi; Ascomycota; Eurotiomycetes; Chaetothyriales; Herpotrichiellaceae
Exons: 2
Coding region: 1-1185 (394 amino acids)
Source: RefSeq, a predicted model, not a curated record